Molecule: messenger RNA, 1207 nt
Organism: Cryptomeria japonica (Japanese cedar)
Lineage: Eukaryota; Viridiplantae; Streptophyta; Pinopsida; Cupressales; Cupressaceae
Exons: 6
Coding region: 313-870 (185 amino acids)
Biological process (GO): proteasome assembly
Source: RefSeq, a predicted model, not a curated record
UCCGAACCAGAAAAAAUGCCGCCAAGACGAAAAAAUAAUUACAAAAGAACUAAAAAUUGUUUCCGUUUAAACGCGAUUUCACAAUCAUUACCUGCUCGCCAUACCAGGCUUUCAAAGCAUUUUGAAUACUGGUAAAGAUUUCACUGUAGAGUCCUGCCCGUGGCCUACUUUAUUGAUGAUACUUAAGAGCUCCAAUCACAAGCAGCAAUAGAAACAACAGUUUCAGAAAACGAGACCAGUAGCAGCGGCAAAAUCCUUGCCAGGAGCUAAUUAUAUAUGUCUCAGCUUCCUAGUAGUAAUCAAAGCUGAUAGAUGUCUACAGCAGAGACCAAUUUGUGUCUGGAUGGUGAUUUAGAAAAUCAAUCCUUUUCAAGGCCUAUGAUAGAUGAUGGUGCGAUUGACAGUAGCAGUGGCAAAGAAACUACUUUCAGUUUGAACAAAGAAGGCUCAAGUCAAAGUGUGUCUGCAGGAGACAGGUCUAAUAAUGUGAAUCUUCAGCUCACCUGUUUUACUGAGGAGGCUCAUGAUGUUACCCUACAUUUUCAGAUCAUAAGCCUUUCUAAACAGAUAUAUAUUUGGAUUGGCUGUAAUUCAGCAAAGCUUGGUCAUUUAUACGCAGGUGCACCUACUCGACCUAAUAAUACAGUGAGCAUAACAUCUUUACUAGGAGGAGGUGCAGAUAGCACAGGAGCAGGCAUUGCUCACAGGCUUGUACUGAGGACAGGACUAAAUAUCAUACUAGCGUGCAACAUUCCAAAGGGCAGUCCCAUGCUUGAGGCACAUGCAGAAAGAAUACUUAUUCAGAAGUUGAAUAGUCUGGGUUAUUCAAAGGAUGAAUGUAAGAGGCGUUCUCCUGUCAGUGUUACCUAAAGAGGUUAUGCAUGGCUAUGCAAUUGCAUUUUCAAAGAUAAUUUUGUUGAUCUUAUCUCUGGUCUAUUUGUAAUUAAGAAUCAUAUAGGGAGUAAUAAGUCAUCCACUUCAUUUUAAUGUUUAAACAACAAUCUUUGGCAGCCAUGCUAGAUAGGCGUGCAGGAGUGCCAGGUUAAUUACAUUCAGUGCAUUUUCAAGGUUUUAUUCUAUUUGAAUAUAGCAACUGCAAUUCUUAUCAGAUGGUUGUUUGAAGGAUGAACAGAAGAGGCUUUCUCCUUUCAAUGUUAUGUAGAAUAGUAAUGUAUGUUUAUUAUACAUGUUACCCAUUUUAAAGCAA